GGUGAAUGUACGAUUUACACCGUUGCCACGUUUCCGUAGUGUGAACGAUAGCAUAACAGUUUAUAAUGGUUAUAUUAGAUUAGUGUUAGAGUAUAGUGUUAAUUAAUUGGUAAGAACGAUGGCUUCCUUAGUUGCGGAUUAUGGUACUUCCUCAGGUUCAGAAAGUAGCGAUGACGAUAUUUCAGAAAAUGGCGAUAACACUUUUAAGGAGGAAGAACAAGAAGAAGAUGAUGAAGAAAAUUGUGAGAAUAACGAGGAAAUGACAAACAACACAGCUUCCAAAGAAAAACUUCCAUUGCCGACACCUGAUUUUAAUGGCACACCCACCAUGAAAACUUCAGUCUUCUCAAAUCCGUUUGUGGAAGCAGAGAAAGCAAAAAGUGCAAUCCUUGAGAAACAUGUAAAAAUGACACCAACUUUGGAUGACACAAAAAUGAUAAAUGGUAGAAAGAUUUGUUGGAAUUAUAGAAAAGGUAGAUGCCGCUUUGGUCAUAAUUGUACCUUUGCACACGAUUCUGACUUACAUCGAACAGCAGCUGAGUUAGAAGCUAUUCGAGCACCGCAGGAAACAAUUAUUUGUCAGACUCAAUACAAUGGACAGGUUUCCAUAAAUGACGAUGACGAGAUAGAUCAAGAGAACAAUCAAAUGAAUAAGCGUAAGAAAAGGCCAGGUUUAAGUCAGUCCUUGAUACCUAGUAAGAAAGUCUUAAAAAUGUACAAAGCGCAACAAGCUAAAGCCGUUAGUAGAUAAAUUAUACUAAGUAUUCAAAUUACACUAGCAUAUUACAUUGAAAGAGAAUAUUUCAUAGUUUUCAUGCUUUCGAUUUCGCGUGGGUAAUCGCUAACGAAAUGUUCUGAAAACUGUAUGUGAACAAAUGAUCGCAGUAUAAAAGGAUUUUUAUCUUUUUAUGUAUUAAGAGAAACGAAAAGAAGUAGAUACUUCCAAUAAAAGUUGCAUAAGGAAUAUGUCGCGAAUCGCCGCUACUUCGACAUCAAUGAAAUGCAUAUAAAUUAUUUAAAUACUUGAUAAUUAUAGGAAAUUGUUUGUUAUGUAUAUAAAAGUACAUUUUACUUGUAUAGUUAAUACUUCCAGGGACCUGCAUAAAUAUAUUUCUAUUCAUAUUUGACAUCCCUAACUUGCCCAUAAACAAUGAAAUAUGUCUUCUAAUUAUUUGCUUUUUUAUUAUACAAUUCAAUUGUGAUUCUUCCUCGAGAAGGCAGUUGCAGAAAAGUUCUUUUAUAUAAGGACUCAGAAACGUUCACACAUAGGUGUAUUGUUCUGUUGAAAUAUUUUACAAAAUUCCAUUAGAGCUUUAAGAAGUUUUAGAUGAUGUUUAAUGUACAGUGCAAACGAAUCAACACUUCAUGUGCUAUAUGUAUGAAAAGAAUUAUAUGAAUUAUGUACAAUAUUGUUAACAUUUUCUUCUGAUAAAAGAUGGUUAAUACAGUAUCUAUAUUAGGUACUAACAGUAAUUUAAUAUAACCGAGGUAUACCAAAAAUAACAAUUACGCUUCCACUAUUCGUUAUAUCUUUCUACAUAAUGUUAUAAAAUAUAAAUCAGGGCUUCUAUGAUUCUAUACCAAUGUGCAUAUACGAUUGUUAAUCUCAUAUUUCCAGUUUUGAAAUAUCGUAUAUCGUUCUUUACGUGCACUCCAACUACUUAAAUAUUUUUAAUGAAAAAAAAAGCUUUACUUAAUAUGGUAAAACACAGGAGUUUAGACUCAUUGGAGUUACAAAGAAAAGGAAUAUAAAUUCGCUGAUAAGUUUGAUACAAUUCAAAAGAGCGUUUACGGAUUCAAAAACAUUUAUAUGUAGCUGUAAGUUUUCUUUUUUAUUUUAUACAAUUGUAAGAUUACGAAGGAAAGUUAUUCGAAAAAUGGCAAUAAAUCUACAGUGACCAACAAA
This is a messenger RNA of Megalopta genalis, 1906 nucleotides long. RefSeq lists its product as uncharacterized. The record is from RefSeq and is a predicted model, not a curated record. Lineage: Eukaryota; Metazoa; Arthropoda; Insecta; Hymenoptera; Halictidae. Gene Ontology annotation, molecular function: metal ion binding.